AUGACACCUUUUGCUGUCCUUUGUCUAUCAAUUGCUGUGGUUGAAUCCCUGGCAGGAAUUCUAGGAAAUGGAAUUAUCUUGGCUGCCAGUUCAUCGACCUGCAUUGGGAGCAAGACAUGGUCCCAGUAUGAUAUGAUCAUGAGCUCACUGAGUUCAUCUAGAUUAAUUCUGCAGUUAUGGGCUACACUGGAUUUUUUAAUAAGUAUAUUUUAUGAGCCCAUCUUUUAUAAAGGAAACAUGUACAUAGUUUCCGAGACAAUUCAUUUCUUCAUCUGGCUGAAGCUAAGAAUUGCCAGGCUGGUGCCCUGGAUGCUGCUCACAUCAUGGCUCUGCUCCUUCACAGCUGCACUUCCCUUUGCCUGGGAUGUCUACAGCGUGCACGAGAACAUCACUGCUCUUCUACCCAUGACAAACUGUUCAGCAAGGAGAACCACAUGGAAUGACAGUUUGGGUUUAUUAAUUCUCCUCUGUAAUGCCAGUAUUGGUCUGCCUUUAAUGUUGUCUGUUGUUUCAAAUAUCCUGUUGAUUCGGUCUUUGUGGAUACACACUAGACACAUGCAAAAUAAUGCAAGUGGCUUUGGGGAUCCCAGCUUAGAGGCCCAUAUGAAAGCCAUCAAGUCAGUUUUUUCCUUCCUUAUCCUUUACAUCAUAUUUUUUAUUUGUGUGCUUAUCAUUGUAUUCAAUGCUUUUUUACCUUUAAGCAAUGGAGAUUCAAUCUUUGUGGUUUUAAUGGCUGCCUGCCCUACAGCACACACAUUCGUCUUAAUUUGGAGCAAUCCAAAAUUUCAAGAGUUGCCAGCGAGGAUUUGGCAACACAUUAAGUGUCAUGUCAUAACUGCUUCCAUGUAAAAGACAGUGACUUAGCCUGCACUCUCUAGUUUAGAUCCAAAUCAAUUAAAUUGAAAUCAUCAGCGGUAUAAAUAAGAUAUGCUGGAAUGAGGAGAUUAGAACCUU
Molecule: messenger RNA, 954 nt
Organism: Lonchura striata (white-rumped munia)
Lineage: Eukaryota; Metazoa; Chordata; Aves; Passeriformes; Estrildidae
Product: taste receptor type 2 member 40
Biological process (GO): detection of chemical stimulus involved in sensory perception of bitter taste; sensory perception of taste; G protein-coupled receptor signaling pathway
Cellular component (GO): membrane
Molecular function (GO): G protein-coupled receptor activity; bitter taste receptor activity
Source: RefSeq, a predicted model, not a curated record